GUCGACCGCACACUCACACAGGAAACGUAUAAAAGCCGCGCGAAGCUAAAUAGCGAAGGUAAAAGCUAAGCUCAGUGCGCCGCGUAAUUCGGUGGCAAAGAGAUCGUCACGCUCGCACAAAUAAAUGACGGAGCGUGUGCGCCCGAUUCGAUUUCGCGGAGUAAACACACAUUUUGUAUGUAUGUAUGUACGUCUCGCGCCAUCGUUCAAUUACUCUGUUAAUUGUGUUGUCGGAUGAGGCAAUACAACGGAGCACCUUAUCGGGCGGAGGAAUAUUGCACAUUCGACCGAUUUAACGCGAAGAAAAAGAGAGAAAAAUGACGGCCGCUCGCGUGCGUGGGAGCGUAUGAGGGGAAAAAAUCGCUCGCGCGAGUCAAGUUCAGAGUGUGAGUCUCGGAGAGAAUGUCUCCUUUCCAAGAGCGUUCUCCCCGAAAUUUCGGAUCAAUUGAAAUCGAAAUUGUGACGUGUUCGCGCUAACUGUUGUAAUCGAUCGCCUCUCAUCGAUGUAAAAUUGUUCCGUUAUCGGCAUAAAUGAUAAUGCUCGCUUCGCUCACGAACAGCGUGUGACUUAUUCUCGUGAUUUGUGAGAGAUCGCGUCAUCGUUAAAAUCGUCAUGAAGUGGAAGAGGGGACCGUGCGAGUUUCUAUCGGAGAAAACGUUCCUCAUAAUAAAAGAUGACUUGAGGAUUUUGAAAGGCGCGGCAAAGACCGACAGAAGAGCCGCAACGAAAAAUGCAGCAAACACCGGUACUUGGCCGCCGAAGAUGAAACGCUCCUUCUGCGAGGAACCGGAGCGGCCCAAAACGGCGAAUCUGGAGAGGCCGAGCGUGCUGAAUCCCAAACUGGCGGACAAGCUCGACAUGUCGCUGCUCAGCAAAGAGCUGCUGUGCGAUUCGAUGACGCACUACCACCGGACCAGGUCGUUAGCGGCGGCCAGUGGGGGCACGACGUCGUCGUCGUCGUUAUUGUUGUUACCGUCGCCGUCGUCGACGCGACGACGCCAGAACGCCGCCGUCACCGGUGACGCGCGACGCACUUGGCCCCGCGACGACGUUCCAGUGCGUCGAGCACAGCAACGGAGUUUCGAGCAGAUAUACGAGCCGCGGAUCUGCCAGAUGGAGAUCGGCCCGCGAUCGCCCACCGAAGGUCAGAAGACUUUGCAGGAGCCCGUCAGGAGGCUCGACGAUAACAACAACAGAAACGGUCCUCCCAAAGUGCUGUCCACGGUGAAGAAGAAGAAUUCGAGGGCCGGUAUACCCAGCGAUCUGGAGAUCUUCACGAACGCUUCGUCGAGGAGCGCGCCGGAACCCUGUAAAACCUGCGGACGGCCGGAUCAGCCGGAGAGAUUCCACAGUCAUCCGAAGGGCAGUCAGACCAAGAUCAAGGACAUUCCGACGGCGACGAAGCUUACGAAGAGCGCGCCGGUACCGAAGUCCGUUCAAAAGCCGGUGGCCCUGAAUUUCCGUAGCGACAGGAACAAGAAUCGCUCGGAGGAGAUCGAGAUGAAGUCGAUCAGUCCUCGGGACGUCAGGCCGUCGACUGCGGCGAAACGGGGCCCGAGAACGUGCUACAUCUGCGGCCGGGAAUUCGGCACCGCCAGCUUCCCCAUACACGAGCCCAAAUGCAUGGAGAAAUGGGAGCGUGAAAACAACGCGUUACCUCCGUCCCAGAGACGGCCGAGACCGCAGAGACCCGUGGUCGGGAUCGAGCACACCGAAUGGAACGCAGCCGCAUGGGAACAGAGUCAGGUGCAACUGGUGCCGUGCGCGAAGUGCGGGAGGACGUUUCUGCCGGAACGCUUGCCGGUCCACGAAAGAAGCUGCAAGGCAAUACCGAAGAAUAACGAGUCGAAGCUCGAGAGAUCGGCAACGUCGAACGCGCGCUCCGUCGGUCCGCCCACGGUUCCUUGUAAGGUGUGCGGCCGAAAAUUCGGCAGCAGAAGUAUCAAGAUCCACGAACCUCAGUGCAACAGACGAUGGCAGGCGCAGAACGAAUCGUCAGCUGGCCGGGAGAGCCCACCGUCGACGUAUCCGGACUUGUCGCAGAAGAAGACUAUUACGUGUUACAUAUGCGGCAGAGACUUCGGCACGUCUAGUAUCGCUAUUCACGAGCCGCAGUGUUUGAAGAAGUGGCACGCCGAAAACGACAAAAUGUCGCCGGCACGAAGACGAAAAGAGCCGCAGAAACCUGAAGUCGUAUACAUACGUACGAUUCAUUCGGCAAUGAUGACUUCAAUGUUCGCAGAGGAUCCCGGAACGGGAGAUAUGGUGGUCGAUCAGGCGGCGACGGAGGAGGCCAACUGGAUGACGCAUCUGAGCCAGUUGGUGCCGUGCAAGCGUUGCGGCAGGACUUUUAAUCCUGAUCGCGUGAACGUCCACGAGAAAAGUUGCAAGGGGAAUCAUUAAGUGUGGAAAGUUGACACAAUUUCGCAAUUUUGCCAAGCUUGAAUCUGGAUAUUCGCGUGCAUCACGUAUAACGUCAGAGAUGGAAAACCGGCCAAUGUCGGUUUCAAAGCUUGGCUAAAAAAAAUGUUCGUUACACCAAUUUGCCUAUUGCUUUAAGAUGGUUUUCAUCAAACUCGAUUUAAUCGAUUUCGCAGUCAAGUAUCGCAUGCUUUUUUACUAAAGGAGAAAUUGUUCAUUUCUCAGUUAGCAUCCGAUGAGAGCAUUUACGUGCAAACGACGCGGAAUCUACGUAAGAAAGUCAGUUCCACGGAUGUUCUCACGGGGUAUUGGAGAACAAAUGAUAUAGCUGAAGAUUAAUUUGGGAAAUUCUACAGAUUGCACAUCGCUUAGCUUGUAAUUGGAGCUUGAUGAAAAUCGCCCUUGAUAUCUUAGAAGCCGACCUUUAAUCCGAUAUGAACUUGUGUAAUUGUGAGAAAAUACUUAAAAUAUCACGAUAAUCGAAUACUAUCAGGGAAGAUUGAUAUCUGUGUUUUCGUAUGGAGACUGCAAGUCAAUCCAAAACUUGGCGACAGUUCAUGCCAGUGUUCAUACCGGUUCACAAUUUGAUUCGACUCGAAUUAAAGCUUGUGACGAUCGAUCGGUUACUUACUUUGUGUACGUAUUUACAAGUUCAAAUUAACUUGAUUUCAUGUCAGUCCUAUAGAAUCGUGAUAUACUACGCUUAAAUCAUUGAAAGUAAAGAUAACCAAAGUAGACUUUUUAAACACGACACUCAGCGUGCACUCGCGUGAACAUGAAUGUUAGCUUAUUGAUAAGUGCCGUGCAUAACAGUGGUGUGUAACGCACGUUAGUCCUUAGACGAAAGUUAAUUUAUUUAAUUAUUGUAUAUACGAGGUGUGUUCGCAGAGCCACCGUCACUUCUAUUGAAUCCCUUUGUCGACAUUGUAUUGAGAUUUGAUUGAGCGACAAUUUUCAGCAUCGAGUGUCUUUGUAACUGAUUUGAAUGAAACUUUUGUAAAAUAAAUUCUACUCGAGGGGAACGAAAA
Dinoponera quadriceps is the source of this 3450-nucleotide messenger RNA. Its product is annotated as zinc finger protein 474-like. Bases 614 to 2404 code for a protein of 596 amino acids. NCBI's taxonomy places the organism in Eukaryota, Metazoa, Arthropoda, Insecta, Hymenoptera, Formicidae. The transcript is spliced from 8 exons. The record is from RefSeq and is a predicted model, not a curated record.